GCCGCGCCGUUCCUGUGGCCGGCAGGGCAGCGCGGCCGCCGGCAUCUAGGCGCCACCCCCCGCGGCCGGCCGCCCCCUUUGAUGUCUCCCGCCCGCCGCCUCGGCUCCCUCUGCUCCCAGGCGGCUCCCCGCGCGGUCAGCUCCACCCCCACACCCGCCCAGUGCACGGUCCCCUCGCCGCAGCGGAGAUGAGCGGCGCCGACAAGGUUGUGUUGUUUGGGUCCUUCACGGAGGAUGAGACUAAGUUGUUCCAGGGGCAGCCUGCUAAAAGUGAGGAGAAAUCAUGGGAACUGCCUGAGAUCCAGUUUGGUUCACUGAAUUUUUCUGUGCUAAGUUUAGAGAAAGCAUCGAAUGCUAUCACUGAAGGCUCUGCUCAUUCUCCAAAGCCAACUUAUGGCCAUACAAAGGAUCACGCUGGCAGUAAUAAGAAGGAAACUGUAACAUCUACCUUACCAAAUGGUGGACCAGUGCUGUUCAAUGGACUUCCUGCCGAAGUUUCUCCUAAUAAUGGUAUUCUCAAGAAUGUGAAGUCUGAAGCUUCGGUCCCUUCAGCUGGGCCUGUCAGCAAUUUAAAGGAGAACAAAGCAACGGUUGCUUUAGCUGGCCCUGUAAACAAUGUAAAGAAGACUGAAGCUCAAGUUCCUUCAGCUCGUCCUGUCAACGAUGUAAAGAAGAAUGAAGCUCUGGCUCUUUCACCUGGGCCGAUCAACAAUGUAAAGAAGGACGCUACAGUUCCUUCAGCUGGGCCUGUCAACAAUGUAAAGAAGGACGCUGCAGUUCCUUCAGCUGGGCCUGUCAACAAUAUAAAGAAGGCUAAAGCCACGGCUCCUUCAGCUGGGCCUGCCAACAAUGUGAAGAAGGUUGAAGCCACGCCCCCUUCAGCUGUGUCUGCCAACAAUGUGAAGAAGGCUGAACCUACAGUUCCUUCAGCUAGGCCUGUCAACAAUGUGAAGAAGGCUGAAGCUACGAUUCCUUCACCUGUGCCUGUCAACAAUGUGAAGAAGGCUGAAGCUACGGUUCCUUCACCCGGGCCUGUCAACAAUGUGAAGAAGGCUGAAGCUACGGUCCCUUCACCCAGGCCUGUCAACAAUGAGAAGAAGGCUGAAGCUACAGUUCCUUCACCUGGCCCUGCUAACACUGUAAAGAAGACUGAAUCUGUGGUUCCUUCAGUUGCGCCUAUCAAGAGCAUUAGCAGUUCAACACCAAUUGAAGGGCCAGGGCCGCACCAUGAUGGUCUCAGAUGUACAGAAAGCAGCAGUUCAGCUAUGUUAGUAACUGAGAAUGGAAGCACAGGUGCUGAUGCACCUAUUAUUGCAGCUCCAGCAGAUGAUUCCGUCACAAGUUUAAAUAAGGAAGACUAUCAGAAUAAGCCGUUGCUUCCUCAUGGUUUGAAGAAUACAGGAAAUAUAUGCUUCCUGAAUGCAACUUUGCAGGCUUUCCUUUCAUGCUUCCCUUUUGUUCAGCUUGUACAAGGCCUGAGGAACCGGAGUAUACCUAAGGCUGGCUACCCUACUCUGAGUGCAUUCAUUGAGCUCGUCUCUCAGUUUGAUGUACUUGACGAGUCUACUAUGAAAGACGAGAGGUUUGCUUUAGUCGCUGCAAAAGUAAUCAAUCCUACCAUGUUCGAUCAAGUUCUGAGAAAUUUUACUCCAGAUGUACCGGCUGGAACAUCUGCUCGGCCAAGACAAGAAGAUGCCCAAGAGUUCCUAAGUUUUGCCAUGGAUAGAAUGCAUGAUGAACUGUUGAGGCUUAAUGGCAAUGGUUCAAAUUCAAAGGAAGGUAUGGUUGUUUCUUCUGAUGAUGACGAUGCCUGGGAGACUGUAGGUAGGAAGAACAAAUCUGCAAUCAUGAGGACACAGAGUUUUGUUCCCUCCGAUCUAAGUGCUAUUUUUGGAGGCAAGCUACAAAGUGUAGUGAAAGCUGCAGGUAACAAAGCAUCAGCAACCGUUCAGCCUUUCCUGCUGCUCCAUCUUGAUAUAUUUCCAGAUGCUGUUCAAACGCUUGACGAUGCACUUCAUCUGUUUUCCACCCCUGAAUCUUUGGAAGGAUACAGAACAACUGCUGGAAAGGCCGGAGUGGUGACAGCUAGGAAAUCAUUCAAGAUACAUGAACUUUCAAAGAUAAUGAUACUGCACUUGAAGAGGUUCAGUUAUGGAAAUCGUGGGUGUACUAAACUGUACAAGCCACUCCACUUCCCUCUUGAACUGGUCCUCAAUCGGGAUCUGCUGAGCUCACCAUCAUCAGAGGGUAGAAGAUACGAGCUCGUUGCAACCAUCACUCAUCACGGGAGCGGCCCGUCCAGGGGCCAUUACACCGCUGAUGCAAAGCGUGACGGUGGGCAGUGGCUUCGGUUCGAUGACGGCCAUGUCAUGCCCAUCAACGUGAACAAGGUCUUGCAUAACCCAGCGUAUAUCCUGUUCUACAAGCAAGUUUAAGUCUGGUGUUACCAUGCGGUUGAUCGCACCCUUCCUCUCAUUGCUGGAACAGUGAGUUAUACUGUCUAACUAUGGUUGUGUUAAAUGGUAGCUGCCGUGUAACCGCAGAAUCGAGUGUGUCAAGUACCCUGGUUGCGUGACCCUAUUUAUAUAUAUGCCUGGUAACGUAGUGAUGAGGGGGGUGGGCAUUCCCGCCCAGCCCAUUUUUGAGGUCCUGUAAAAUGCACCUGCUCAUCUUGGUAACCAUGAGGUUGCUAUUCAUCCUUUGUGCUCGUGUUAUGGCG
Molecule: messenger RNA, 2719 nt
Organism: Triticum dicoccoides
Lineage: Eukaryota; Viridiplantae; Streptophyta; Magnoliopsida; Poales; Poaceae
Product: ubiquitin carboxyl-terminal hydrolase 24-like
Exons: 7
Coding region: 189-2435 (748 amino acids)
Biological process (GO): protein deubiquitination
Cellular component (GO): nucleus; cytosol
Molecular function (GO): cysteine-type deubiquitinase activity
Source: RefSeq, a predicted model, not a curated record